Messenger RNA from Drosophila sechellia, 3825 nucleotides. RefSeq names its product SRY-box transcription factor soxNeuro (gene SoxN). Lineage: Eukaryota; Metazoa; Arthropoda; Insecta; Diptera; Drosophilidae. The record is from RefSeq and is a predicted model, not a curated record. Gene Ontology annotation, molecular function: RNA polymerase II cis-regulatory region sequence-specific DNA binding; DNA-binding transcription activator activity, RNA polymerase II-specific. Gene Ontology annotation, biological process: neuron differentiation; negative regulation of transcription by RNA polymerase II; brain development. The transcript has a single exon. Gene Ontology annotation, cellular component: nucleus.
CUCUCGCAUUCGCCGUCGUCAGCACACGCGCACGCAACGUACCGCACGGCAGUCGCAGCACGCCAGCCAGCAGCAGCAACAUCACGCAGCAACAUCAACUCGGUUGUUCGCUGUCUCGAAUUCGGUUUCGUGUCGUAUCGUAUCCGUAUCGUUUCGCAUCGCAUCGCAUCGGUGGUUCUGGUUCGUGCCUCGUCAUCAGCUAGCCAAAAAGCGGUGAUACGAAAGAAAGAAAAAAAGUCAUCAUACAGCCAGGGAAAAGCAGCGUAGAACGCACCUCGAACAGGUUUCGCCGUCGUCCGGAGAAACAGAAAGGUGCUCAAUUCCGCCCAGUGUGGAGGUAUUUUUUCGGUGUUCCCGCUUCUCGAAUACGAAAAAAUAAAAAAACAACAACCAAACCAAACCAAAUAUAUUUACAACAAAAUCAAAUACAAACAACAACAAUAUUCUGAGGCAAUUUCGCGUCGGUUUUUAGCAACAAUUUUCAAGUGUUUUACGCCGCCUCUUGUUUGUUUGCUAGCAAACAGCAUAUAUAUGUUUAUCUGAUAUCUGUGACUGUGGAAAAAACGCAAUUCAAGCUGUUUAGCUACAAAUCCAAAGAGAGCCGAGCGCCACAUUUUUGAUACGCGUAAAGAUACAAAAAACUACGAAAUACAAACUGCAGCAAAAAUCAAAAUCUCAAAAAUCCCAAGUGCAACAUGGUUUCCCACAAAAUGUUCAAAAUGUCUAACUAAGCAAAGAGUAAACUAAAGCUAAAGAGUAACUGCAUCUUAGAGGCGAGUAUCCACGGAGAACCAACUUUGAGUCAAAUCAGCUUUAUCGCAUCGAAAACUGGAAGCAAUCCCAGCAAGAUGCUGACCAUGGAAUCGGAUAUGAAGGGCAGCCUGCUGCAUGCCACCAUGCCGCCGCAUCACACAAGUGCCGCGUUGCACGGACACGCGGCAUCGCCGUACUCCGCCCUGGCUCCACUCAUGAACCUGGGCCAGUCGCACCUGACCCACUCUCAGCUGAGCCACCACAACCACCACCAUCACCACAUGAGCGCCCACAUCGCGGCCAGCCAGAGUCCCAAUCCGCUGAGCUCGCUGCAGUCCUCGAUGGCGAACACCCUCAAUGGCAGCCAGGUGGGCCAGCAGCAGCAGCAACAGCAGCAGCAGCAACAGAGCUCCCCGCUGCACAGCUCCAGCGAAUUGAGUCCCACCCAGAGCAGCAUCGGAAGCCAUCACAUGACAUCGCCGGUCAGCCACCAGCAGCACACGCAGCAGCAACAGCACGGGCAGCAGCAGCAUCUGGGCGCGGGAUCCGCAUUGAGCAGCCUAACUGGAGGAUCCAGCAACAACAACAACAACAGCGCCACGGCCAACAAGAACCAACAGCACGCGGAUCGUGUGAAGCGGCCCAUGAAUGCGUUCAUGGUUUGGUCUAGGGGCCAGCGGAGGAAGAUGGCCUCGGACAACCCCAAGAUGCACAACUCGGAGAUCUCAAAGCGACUGGGCGCCCAGUGGAAAGACCUCUCGGAGUCGGAGAAGCGACCCUUCAUUGAUGAGGCCAAGCGCCUGAGGGCGGUGCACAUGAAGGAGCAUCCGGACUACAAGUACCGGCCGCGCCGCAAGACCAAAACGCUGACCAAGACCAAGGAGAAGUACCCGAUGGGCGGUCUGAUGCCCGGACAGACGGUGGGCGGUGGAGCGCCGGGUGAGCCGGUGACGCCCACGCGGGUGCAAGGUCAGCCUGGCCAGAACCAGUCGCUAAACGGUAGUGGAGGCAGUGCAGCAGCGGCAGCAGCGGCGGCAGCAGCGGCAGCGCAACAGGCGCGCCAGGAUAUGUACCAGAUGAACGCGCCCAAUGGAUACAUGCCCAAUGGCUACAUGAUGCACGCGGAUCCGGCCGGAGCGGCAGCCUACCAGACCUCCUACAUGGGCCAGCACUACGCGGCUCAGCGGUACGACAUGGGACACAUGUACAACAACGGGUAUGCGAUGUACCAGACGGUGUCCGGCGGACAGACAUCGCCGUACGGCAGCAGUCUCCAGCAGCCCGGAUCACCGUCGCCGUAUGGCGGCAGUAGCUUGCAGCAGCAGCCCGGCAGUCCGGCUCCGUAUGGCGGAGGAGGAGGUGGUCAGGUUUCCUGCCAGAGCCACAGUCCCAGCGAUUCGAGCAUCAAGUCCGAACCGGUGUCGCCCAGUCCCAGUGCCAUAGCGCUCAACAACAACAACAACAUCAACAACAAUCACAUCAUGAAGCGGGAAUACAGCUCUGCAGCGGCAGCGGCAGCAGCAGCAGCAGCGGCAGCAGCCGCCGGCGGUGGUGAGCUGAAUCACCUGAUGAACAUGUACCAUCUGCCGGAUGAGCAGCGCCACCUGCUGCACUACCAGACUGACUCGCCCGAUCUGCAGCAGCAGCACCAGUCGAUGCAACAGCAGCAGCAGCAGCAGCACCUCCCGCAGCAACACCUUUCGCAGCAGCACCAACAGAUCCCGCAGCAACACCAGACCAUGCAGCAGCAGCAGCAGCAACACCACCUGCAGCAUCAGCAAUCGCUGAGGGCGAUGGCGCCGCUGGCACACAUGUGAGAAAUGGCCAGCGCCUAUGGAGCAGCAGGCUCCAGUGUGAGCGUUUCGCCUCCACUGCCGCCGUACAUGCCGACGGCCCCGCAGCAACAGCAGCAGCAGCAACAACAGCAGCAACAGUUGCUCAACGGACGGCCUAGUCCGACGGCAUCGGGGUCGUCGGGCGGCCGCUCCUCGGCGCAUUCCAGUGGCCAUACCGCCGCGCAUUCACCCGCCUUGGCAGCCGCCUACCAUCUGACCCCCUCCGCUGCCGCCUCCUCCGCCACUUCUGCUGCUACUGCGGCGGCAACUGCUGCGGCCGUUGCUGCUGCUGCGGCUGCAGGCAGCUCCUUCGCCGCCUCGGCCAGCAUGCUGGACAUGCAGCAGCAGCAUCUCGAGGAGCAGCAGCAGCACCACCACCUGCACUACCAACAGCAGCAACAGCAACACUACCAGCAGCAGCAGCAACAGCAGCAGCAGCAAAACCAGCUGUACCAUCACUAUCAUCCUGGCCACGAGGCAGCGGUGGCUGCCAGUGCUGGCCUCCUGGAUAUAUCCACAUUGUAAAUUAUUGAAAAUAUUAACUAAAGCCCUAGGAUACGCACACCCACAACCCACAACCCACAACCACACCCACAACCACAGCCACACACACAGACACAAUUUUAGCAUUAGUUCUUAAGCAGGUUUAAUUCGAAUUUCGAAGUGGCAGAGUAACACACGCGCAUAUAAAUAAAUGAGAAUAGGAUUAAUGUUUAGUCAUUUAAAUGAAGCAUACGCACUGUUGUACCACAAUAGUAAGAUGACAACUCACUUGCAUUCCAUACCGUUCUGCUUCGAUUUCCCUUGAUUUCCCGCUUGCUGCAUAGCUAAAAACAAUUGUGUGAUACAAAUAAACUGUUGCCAAUUACUGGGACAACGGCAAAAACAACAAAUCGUUUGGUUUAGCAUUUCAUUUCCACUCACUCACCUUUUGCUGUACAAAAAAUUCUCAGACAUUAAAUGUGCGUUCAAUUUGAGGGAGCAACAGGACGCGGAAUCAAGACACAAGUUUAGUAGGAGUAAAGGCAGUUGAGGCGAGGCGAUGAAAAUAUUUCAGAAAAGCAAAGAAAAAUGUCAAAAAACAUUCUAUUUUAUAAAUUCUCUUAUGCAUUAAGUAAUUAUAAUUAUUAUCUAUUAUAUAAACAAUUUAAUUAUUAAUUAUGCUUACAAAUACCAGACAAGACAACCAUAAUUAAUUGUAAUAAAGCAAAAACAAAAUUAUUAUUAUUAUUAAAAA